This is a messenger RNA of Puntigrus tetrazona (Sumatra barb), 2524 nucleotides long. Its product is annotated as endothelin-2. Gene Ontology annotation, molecular function: endothelin B receptor binding; hormone activity. The transcript is spliced from 5 exons. Lineage: Eukaryota; Metazoa; Chordata; Actinopteri; Cypriniformes; Cyprinidae. Gene Ontology annotation, biological process: vein smooth muscle contraction; regulation of systemic arterial blood pressure by endothelin; regulation of vasoconstriction. Gene Ontology annotation, cellular component: extracellular region. The coding region runs from base 762 to 1331 and encodes 189 amino acids. The record is from RefSeq and is a predicted model, not a curated record.
AUUUUUAUUUCAUUUUCGUUAUUAAGAUGGUUCAUAAAUGUUACAUUUUUAUAAAAGCACCACAGCAGCUCUUCAAUAAUAUCUAAAGGAAAUUAACUGGUUUAUGCUGGCACUGUAUGUAGCAACACAAAAUAAUCAAAUCAAUUUUGAAUUACAUUUUCAUAUCUCUGACUAAUUUGUAUAAUCAGAAACAAAUAGUGGCCAGAGGUCAUAGGAAGCUUCUUUCCCCACUGUCCACCCACUCACGGGCCUUAGAGACAGGAGCUGCCCUCCAGAAUGUUCCCUCUUUCCACGGGACACUGUUUCUCCCUGCAGAGUGCAACCGAAUUCAUGCAAAGCAGCAAAUCAGCUGAUAUCCACUUGUGACUCUUCUUUUCCUGCUGGCCCUCCAACCCAUUUCCCACCCCAAGACCCAUUAGUCAGUUUAAAUCCACAUUGUUAAGUUCCAGGAAAGAAAAAAAAAAGUUUCUCUUUUUUUCCAUUCUUGAUCAUCAUUGUUCGGGAGCUUGCAUGGGUCUCCUUUACAAAUACAAACAGGUUUGUUGAGGGGGCAGCAGAGAUUCUUGGAAUGUUGCGAAGACAAACUGGAGUUGUGUAACUAUCACACAGCCAACGUAGUGGGGGGAGUGGUGCAAGGCACGAGCUAUAAGUGUGGCCAAACAGGACGGUUCAACAUUAGACAAGCACCUGCAGCUGAGUGAGAUCUAUUGGGAUUGCUUAGUGAACAUCUGCAUUUAUUUCUACUACAACAUACAUGCAAAAUGGAAUCAAGAACUGCUCUGAUCUUCACUUUUACCUUGUGCACGACUCUUCUUGAAGGCUGGGGGUUGCCUCUAGUGCCCCAGACUGACCUGAGUGACCCGUCUGCAACCCACAGGGUCAGGAGCAAACGCUGCUCCUGCAACAACCAGCUGGAUUCAGAAUGCCAUUAUUUCUGCCAUCUGGACAUCAUCUGGGUGAACACGCCAAGUAAGACCACAGUGUAUGGACUGGGCAGUCCGUUGGCUCGCCGGCGCAGGUCUACGGGCCGCUGCUUAUGUGCUAGUCCUGCAGAUCAAACAUGCAAUGCAUUCUGUCACUACAGCUCUGAAAAUCCUGCCAUCAUGCUGAUUCACCCAUCUGAACCUGUGACUGGAAGACAGGAGCAAGCCAAAUCAGAACUGAUUGUCCUAGACAACUCUGAAAAUGCCAGUCCAGGAGUUCUGGUUGUAGGGAAGCCUUCCUCCCUUGGGGCUCGAUCAGACAUCAUAACCUUCCUCAAGAACCUGGUUAGGGCUAGAGCCAGAGCCAUGGGAAAGGCAUCUAAAGCCAGUGAACCUGGCUACAGAUGAAGUCCUUACCCGGAAGAGAGGUGGGAGUAUGAGCACUUGAACAAAAAAUGACCCUUGUGAAACCAGGGGCAGCAGAACAUGCAUACGCUGUGAUCUGGAAGCAGCAUUCCUCAAGGACCGUCCUGUGGAAAUGGAGCCUUUGUCACACAUUUAAGACAGAAUAGGAGAGAUGAAGGCUUGUGAGAGCUUAAGGAGAUAUUUGUGAGUUGAAGGCAAGUCAGAUUUGUCCAAAGGGACACAGCAUAACAGAGGGUUAGGUGUUAGCGACAGUCCUGUAUGCAAACAGGACCUUAGUUAAGUGGCUAUAAGCUACAUAACAGUAUCAUAGCUAGUCAGAAAAGCACCAAGUUUGAAUGGUUAGAAAUGAAAGAGUGCUAAUGAAUGUUUGUUGGAUGGUAAGAAACUGCAGUAAUUCUAUUAUUUAUUGGCACCAUUGACGCUGUUUUAACAAAACAGAGAAAAAGCAAAAAUACAUUUCAAAAAUGACUAAUUAUGUUUUAGAAGAGACUACAAAUUACCCAUAUUUGCAUAGUUAAUUAAUUAUUUAAAACAUUAGUUCCAAAUUGAGAAUCAUGCCAGAAAGAUUGGCAUCUUUGACUGGAACAAUUGGAGCCACAAACUGCAACAAUCCGGAUUCAUUGUUACCCAGAUGCUUUCAAAUUUGACGUAACAAUAGGACGUUUCUGAAAAUAUAGCAUAAGGAUGACUACUAUGCCCUUCAUUUUCAUAUCAAUCCAGCUUUGCCUAGCAUUGUGUGUAAUCAUAAGUGAUGCAGACAGUUGUGUUGUUGCAAUCUGUUGUUAUGACCUUAUGACAGACAAUAGAUUUAAUCUUGCCAAAAAAAGCUGGAGUGCUUUCCAAUUUAUUAAAUAGCACAGGAACAUUUUAGAGCACUAACAGUGUAUCGCACACAAUAAGUAUGCACUUUAAAAUUAUUUUUGUAUAUGUAUGUAGAUAUAUAUAUAUACAUACAUACAUACACACAUAUAUAUUUUCUUGUGAUUAUUAUAUUUAAUCAUUAAUAAUUCUGUAGAGAAAGUAAUGUAAUGUAUCAGCAAUAUGAUUUUACAACAAAGUUUCAUAUAAUUUAAAAUGAAAUGUAUGUAUUCCAUAAAUGUUUUUGCAUACUCUGAACAUGUUUCUUGAUAUCUAUUGUUAUUAACAAUAAUCCCAAUAAAUUCACCUCAAAAUAA